Opisthorchis viverrini is the source of this 5834-nucleotide messenger RNA. RefSeq lists its product as hypothetical. Bases 1 to 5520 code for a protein of 1839 amino acids. Gene Ontology annotation, cellular component: endosome. Lineage: Eukaryota; Metazoa; Platyhelminthes; Trematoda; Opisthorchiida; Opisthorchiidae. Gene Ontology annotation, molecular function: protein tyrosine phosphatase activity; protein binding. The record is from RefSeq and is a predicted model, not a curated record. The transcript is spliced from 19 exons. Gene Ontology annotation, biological process: protein dephosphorylation; protein transport to vacuole involved in ubiquitin-dependent protein catabolic process via the multivesicular body sorting pathway.
AUGGAUACUCUGCCGAGGAUAUCAUUGUUUGGCCUUCCAUUAAAAAAGCCCAAUAGUCUGCCUGAUUUGGGGCCUAUGCGAAGGGAUAUAGAGCGGCAUUAUCACACAUCUCCCGAUCUUUAUAAAAAAGAGUUGAACGACUUUCUUGCCGCGAGAAAAACGGCGACUGAUCCUUCAAUUGAUUAUGCCGGUCUUUCGAAGGUUAAACGAUACUACGCACAGUUGCAACUUCUAAAGGGAAGAUUUCAGUUUUCCGCUGACGAGGGGACGGCUGUUUUGUGGAGCUGGUGUGAUGCUUUCACCGGAGGUAUCAUUGAGGCGCCGGAUAUUGGCCUAGAGGAAGCUUCCACUCUGUAUAAUGUUGCUGCUUUGCACUCCAUUCUUGGAGUAAAAGAGCGAAGGCCUGAUGCGGAUAGCAUGAAGGUUGCCUGCACACAUUUUCAAUGUGCCGCUUGGGCGUUGGAUGCGAUAAACGAGCGACAUUCCAUGGUUGGAGUCUCGCCGGAUCUGACCACCCAAUUAAUUCGGGCCCUAAGCAUGAUUAUGACAGCCCAGGCUCAAGAGUGCAUUGUAGAGAAAUCUGUACUGGAUGACCGCCCGGCAAAUAUCACAGCAAAGUUGACGCAGUAUCUCGCACAAACCUACGAGAAUGCGUCUGCUGAACUUUCGUUACCUUCUGUCAUUGCCAACCUCCCUGCAAAGUAUCAAAAAGAUUGGCGCCGUCGUUGUCAAGUAAAGGGAGUUUAUUACGGUUCCCUAGCCGCAUAUUAUUCCGGACAGAACGAAGAAAACAAUAAAAUGUAUGGACGAGCAAUUGCGUGGUUUCAGGUUGCGGUUCAACGCAUUGGUGAGGCUGAGAAGCUGGUGAAGGAUGUGAAAGAUUUGGCGGAACAACCGUUCCCUGUUAGCCCCGGUGGUCCUUUGAGAAACAACAUCCAACAUGUCAGUAGCGUCUUUCAGACCAAAUUGACUGCUCUGAUCAAGGACAAUGACUUCAUUUAUCACGAAACUGUUCCAAGCGCGGACUCGCUAGAACAAGUGAAACCUGCUUGCCUCGUCAAGGGUGUCCCGUUUGACCACAAUGAUCCCGAAGUACGUGGUCCGGACAUCUUCCAAAGUCUAGUCCCUAUGAAAACUUUGGAAGCAACUUCCAUUUACAGCGAAAGAAAAGCAUCCUUGCUGCGAAGUAUCACUUCCGAAGUUGACGCUAAGGACGUUGCCUUGCAGGAAUUCAUGACCAGUAUUGAUGUUGAUCCAGAGUCCAUGCUUUUGCCUGACCCACCGCUUCCACAAGAAUUAUAUGAUGUUUGUGCUCGCGUUAGUGCGCUUGAGCAAGGUCCCGAACGAAAGCUGUCCGAGAUGAUGCAAAGUUUGGCGACGGCGAGUAUCGACCUAGAUUCGGAAAUUCAAGAAGUCCGAACCCAAUCGGAUGAUCUCCGAGCCGUGAAACAAACAGAAGAACUUAAAGCACUUUCGGUUCGUGCUCGUGUGAUUUCGGAUCGCUUGCUUGGCCUAAUCGGGGGGCUAAACCAGGCCAAACAGUCAAAUCUGCAGCAACGCGAUAUACUGGGAAUGCAUCUUCCUACCAUCAAGCGAUUGGCUGUACCGGUUGAGCAGCUUGCUAGCUCCCUUCCUUCCGUACAGGCACUGAUUGCCGAUCCGGCAUUAUCUCAGUCCCUAAAUGACGCCCAACGCUUAUUCGGUAAGGUGAAAGAGAUGCGUCAGCAGCGUACGGACUUUGUGGACAAACUACGACAGGCGCUGCAUAGUGACGACGUUACCGGUGAUCUUUUAACCUCCGACAUGGAUCAAUCCACAAUGGACAAACUAUUUGACACACGUUUGAAAAAACACGACCCUCUGAUCGGUCUCAUUCGGCAGAACUUGGCUGCUCAAGAAAAUAUUGAAUCGGCUCUCAUUGAUGUGAACGCAUCCUUCGCCCCCCGAGCGAUAGAACUACAACAGCUGCGUAUGAAGAGAGUUGAAGAAAUACGACAACUCAUCUCCUCGGGACAAACGUUCGAUGACCUUCUCGCUAACUGCUCGCAAGGCUUGCUGUUUUACGAACAGGUUGGCGCGCGUUUAAAAGAAUGUGUGAGUGAGCUGAAGGACAUUGGCGAGAAACUAACGAAUGAGGAACAGAAAUUAACCAGUUUCUCAUCGCCUCCAAUUCCAUCCGCUACACUCUCCGCCGGCCAACCUUACACAAAUCCACCUUUUACUGGCUCCGGAGGGCCACGCCUGGCCACUGGUGGACACAUUCCUACACUUGGUGACUACAUGGCAUCUAUGCGGCCCCACCCCUCGAGCCCCAAGUUCUCUAUGCCUCCAGUACGCACUUGGUCCCCUGCGACAAAUUCCGCCGCUCCUCCUCAAACUUCCCAACCAACCAUGCCUCAGAGUGUUUUGCCACAUACGUACCCUUCAUCGGGUAUAGCAACUCCUGGAGCCGCUCAUCCUGGAGCUUACACCGCAUCUACUUAUUCUGCUACGAAUCUGGCUCAGUUUUCGCCACAGAGACAUCCACAUUUGGCUCCAUCAGCGAUACCUGUCCAGACUGGUGUACCGAGCGCCCUUACAACUCCUAGACCGCCUGGCGAUCCGGGUGUGCAACCUUCCACAACCUACCCUGCGAUGCGACCUACUGGUCAAAACCCACCCUUCUCAUACGUUUCCGCGCCUGGAUCAGGUCUGGGCCAUCCUCUCCCAUCUGGUCUUAUGAAUCAGCCUAAAGUCUUGCCAUCGGGCCAGAUUCCUUUGAACGCACAGCUUGCACAACAACAAAAUAUGCCCGGCUAUGGUGGUCCUCGUUUUCUCCCAACACAAUCAACACAAAUGCCUCCGGGAACCCAACCACCACCAAGGACGAGUGCACUCCCCCCACUAUUUCCUCCUCAUGCCGCGCUUCCGGAUCGACAUGCGUACCCGAUGACUGUCCCCCCUUCAGCGGUAUCUACUAGCAUCAGACCAUAUCCAGGCUCCAUACAACCUUCGGGCCAUCCAGCAUAUUUUUCCCAACCAUCUUCUGCUGGACUCGUAAAUGUUCCACCGGUUCCCAGACAAGAAUUGGCCCCUGUAUAUCCUCCACAACCUCCAGUCCCCGUAACUGUUGCACAAAAUCCUCCGCGGCCUCCAUUGGCAUCUGGUAUUCCGGGUCUGCUUCCAGGAACUCAACCCUACGGACGACCUCCCAUCCAGGCCCCUCAGCCGCUUUCAUCCUGGCAACCAGGUCCUACUUCCGUUUCGCAACCACAGAACACACAUCAUAGUUUUCCAGGACAGACACAACGCCUACCUAUGCCGCCGCAGCAAUCAUCGGCACCGUCCACCUUUGUUCCACGGGGAUCCAUCCCUUCACAGACUGCUUAUGAUGCUCCAGUCUCCACUCCAUCUGAUAUUCCGACUUUACAACGCCACCAACCAGAAACCAGUUCGAACAACAACCGUUCUGCCAACCAGUCAGUUGCACCAGUUUCUCCUCCACAAACUUCAUCACCUGAACAUCAGUCCGCUCCACUCCAACCGCGUGUGCUAACAAAGGAGGAUUUUGAUGCGCAGCGUCGUGAGGCACGCUUGCGAGCUACAUAUGCCUCUCAGACUUCGUUGAAUGGAGAUAUUGCUGAAUCUUCUGCAUCUAAGAAUGAACGCACUUACAAAGACCAAGGAGCACCUGCAACUGUAUCUACGUUAGCUUCAGCAUCUGCGUCCAAGGCUGAUGCAGGUGGCACAUCAACCAUGAGUAAGAUGCUGACUGAAAAAUCUCUCAGUGGUCGGCAGCCGCAACCGCCUGCUGAGCCACUGUCUGAUCCGCUAGUUCUGAAUCGCUUCAUUGCAGUAACAGAAAACCUACUCACCUUGCUUGAUAACCUCAAUGAACCCGCGCGUGAGUUUUCUUCCGUUACCUCUAUUUCAAAAACGGUCCCCACUAAACUAGACGAGUCAUGGAGCAAGGUGCUCAACGUGGCAUCUGACUACGCUGGCUCAUCCCUGUUCAAAGGUAAAAAGCCAACACAAGCCGCUGCCCUCUGUUGUCCAAUGAAGAACCGACAUCAAGAAUUCGUUCCAUUCGACGUGAACCGUGUUGUACUGGAAUCCAGUAAAAAUGAUUACAUCAACGCCAGUCAUAUAGAUUUUCUCGGUUCUCUGGGCGAAUGGUGUCCAAGGUAUAUUAUUGCUCAGGCCCCAAUGACCAAAACAAUAUCGGAUUUUUGGCAAAUGAUUAUGUCGCAAGGUUGUGAAGUUGCGGUUUUGCUCUCUCCACCAAAAUUACCCAGACCAGACAGCCCGUUCUCCGAACUCACCUAUUCUGCAACGCAAGGGGAAGGGUCAUUUGGAGACCCAUCGGAUCCUCUUCAUAUUCCUCCGCAUCUGCCGACCAAUAAGGUUGGCUCUCGAUUUCAAGUCCCUAAUACUAGUCUCGAAAUACGUCUCCAAGCCAUUAAAGAUCCUGGUCGUGAUUCUUCCAGCUGCAAAUCAAACGGCAGCGUGGCUACUUGUGAAACAACCAAACCUGGCUCUUGGACCGAACGUGUCUUGACAAUCCAAAAUCGUGAAACGCAGCAGACCCGAAGUUUGGUUCAUCUGUCCUACGCAGGUCCAAUAUCCCAAUCAACCCUCACAAAUCCGGAUGGCACAUCCGACGCCAGCGUAGAGCAGUUCUGUGCAUUUGUGAAUCACGUCCAUAGCUACUAUAAACAGCAACGCAAUUUGUUACGUCCGAUCGCGGUGGUCUGUGAAUACGGUGCCGGACUCAGUGGUGUAUUUGUGACCGCCUCCGUUGGGUUGCUACAUGCGGAAAUGCUUGGACGCGUGGCUGAUGUAUGUGACAUUGCUGGUCGGUUGUGUCAGCAGCGUCGUGGUGCCCUGAAUCAUCCAUCACAGUUGGUGACCGCGGCUCGUAUAAUUGCUCAUGCGGCGGUGGAAACCGUUGCGAGGCGUGAUGUUGUCGUUGGACCGCGGCGACGUGCAUCCCCAUCUGUUGUCCCAUCUGCUUCCGGUACCCAGUUGAAGAAUACGGAGCGGCGAUCAUCGAAUCCGGUGGAUUCACUCUUUUCCAAUCAAACCAUCGGAGUUAAUGAGCUCAUGUCUGUCGUUGGCAAAUGGUCUGUCGGCAAAGACGUUGUUCUUCCACUCUCUGAACACUCAAGCAACCUUGUUCCGGAUUCUAGUGAUCAACUCCUCCCGAGUGUGCUAAAAGAAAUGGGUUAUGCUAGACCAACAACUGAUCAACUACCGGGAGAUACUUCUACCACCGACAACGCAACUGGAAUCGUAGCCGUACCAGAUUCGCACUCAUCUACCACCGACAUUCUUGAAUUAAAGACCAGUACAAACCAACCGCUGGUUGAUUUAGAUGCGCUGACAGCUCCUGUCUCUCGCGCUAAACGAUACACUCGCCAUGAUUUUCAGAACGCCUCGUCAAUGCAGACCGCUUCUCAACUUGAUGACAUAUUCGCCUCAUUAGAUCCCAUACUGCAAAGCAAAGCCACCACUGACCUGAACGACACUAAUACUACUUGAGUUUCACAGUGCCACGCACAAGUCCCUCAUUUCCGAUUGUUGACAUUCCUGUACUCUCAAUUUCCCUAUUCAACCGCACUCACCAGGUUCGCAUUCAAUCCGCAACAUUUGAUUUUCUGGGUCAUUUGAGUCUUUCAUGUGCGCCUUUUAUGAUUUUCAUGUUUAUUAAGGCACCGGGAGUCGAAACUCGGUGUUGCUCUGUCUCUUUCUUUUGCCCGUGUAGCAAACGCAGUUGUUUUGUGGUCUUCAAAACAAAACGGCUUCGUGGUACUUGUGCUUUUUGGAGACUGUUGGUUUUACAAGUAGACCCUGUC